CUCCCACUGGGGCGGGGAAGAACGAUGGCGGCGAGCAGUACCCGGUGAGAGGAGAGGGCACAGGGAUUCCGGGAGCAGCCAGAAGUGUGUAUUAUGGCCACAUCUUCACACACUCUCUCCUCACGCCGCCUCCUGACAGGUUGGGUAGGAGGAUGUGUCUGGUAUCUGGAAAGAAGAGCUGUGCAGGAAUCCCCUCACAAGUUUAUGCACCUUUUGAAGAAUGUCAACAAGCAGUGGAUUACAUUUCAACACUUUAACUUCCUCAGACGCAUGUAUGCCACACAACUGAGCAGAAGUCUCAACCAGCAAGUAAAACCUAAGCCAGAGCCAAUGACAUCUUCUUUCCUUGAAAAAACAUCUUCGUGUCAAGCCAAAACAGAAAUAUAUGAGAUGCGAUCUCUUUCACCGCCCAGCCUGUCUUUGUCCAGAAAGCCCAAUGAAAAAGAAUUGAUAGAACUAGACUCUCCUGCAAUAAUUGAGGGCUCAAUAGAAACAGGAAAAGAGACAGAAAAUGAAAAACAGUGGAAAGAGAUGAAGCUGCAUCUGGAUGAUUUGCCAGGAAUUUUGGCUCGACUAUCCAAAAUCAAACUCACAGCUCUAGUUGUAAGUACCACUUCAGCUGGGUUUGCCUUGGCUCCAGGACCUUUUGACUUGCCCUGCUUCCUGCUCACUUUUGUUGGAACAGGCCUCGCGUCAUGUGCUGCCAACUCCAUCAAUCAGUUUUUUGAGGUGCCAUUUGAUUCAAACAUGAAUAGGACAAAGAACAGACCUCUGGUUCGUGGACAGAUCAGUCCAUUGCUCGCCGUGUCUUUUGCUACUUGCUGUGCUGUUCCAGGAGUUGCCCUGCUGACCUGGGGGGUGAAUCCACUGACAGGGGCCCUAGGAGCCUUCAACAUUUUCCUAUAUACCUGCUGUUACACACCACUGAAGAGGAUCAGCAUUGCCAACACGUGGGUUGGAGCGGUGGUUGGGGCCAUCCCGCCUGUGAUGGGCUGGACAGCAGCCACAGGCAGCCUCGAUGCUGGAGCAUUUCUUUUGGGAGGAAUCCUCUACUCUUGGCAGUUCCCUCACUUCAACGCCCUGAGCUGGGGCCUCCGAGAAGACUACUCCCGGGGAGGCUACUGCAUGAUGUCAGUCACGCACCCAGCCCUAUGCAGGCGUGUUGCCCUGCGCCACUGCUUGGCCCUGAUUGGACUGUCCACAGCAGCCCCCCUCCUGGAUGUCACCACAUGGACUUUCCCCAUCAUCUCCCUCCCCAUCAACUUGUAUAUCUCCUACCUCGGCUUCCGGUUCUACACAGAGGCAGACCGGAAGAGCUCCAGGAGACUGUUCUUCUGCAGCCUCUGGCAUCUGCCCUUGCUCCUGCUUCUCAUGCUCACCUGUAAGCAGCCACAGGGCAGGAAAAGCAACAAGGGAGAGCCCCAAGCAUGA
Molecule: messenger RNA, 1431 nt
Organism: Orycteropus afer afer
Lineage: Eukaryota; Metazoa; Chordata; Mammalia; Tubulidentata; Orycteropodidae
Source: RefSeq, a predicted model, not a curated record